AUGGACCUAAACAGGACGAUAGUCACUGAGAUCAUUCUGUUGGGGUUCUCCUGGGAUCUCACCAUUAGUAGGGUCCUCUUUGUUCUGUUCUUCGUCAUCUACUUCAUUACGGUCUUUGGAAAUGGUCUCCUCAUCUUGGUCGUCCUGACCAACUCUCACCUUCACACCCCCAUGUACUUUUUCCUGUGCAUGUUAUCUUUUCUGGAUUUAUGUAACUCAACAUGCGUCGUGCCCAGGUUCUUGAUAGAUCUCUUCUCUAUUCGUAGGACGAUAUCGGUCGGGGCUUGUGCCAUACAAUUCUACACAAUCCUUCUGAUGGGCGGCACCGAAUGUCUUCUUCUGACUGUCAUGGCCUAUGAUCGAUAUGUGGCCAUUUGUCGACCUCUCCACUACACGGUGAUAAUGAGGUGGAGCAUCUGCUAUCGGGUAAUGGCCAUUGUAUGGAUAUCGAGCUUCUUCAUAUUUGUAUUUCCAUCCCUUACCAUGCCCAUGCCCCUGUGUUACCCCAACCAAAUCAAUCACUUCAUGUGUGAAAUUCUGGCCAUCAGAAAACUGACGUGUACCCAUUUCUUCUUUAGCGAGAUCCUGGUUCUUGGUAUCUGCUUCACCUCUAUUCUCCUUCCAUUUGUCUUUAUUAUUGUUUCUUACGCUUGUAUUAUAUCGUCUGUAUUAAAGAUCCAGUCUGCAGGAAGGUCUAAGGCUUUCUCCACCUGCACCUCCCACAUCUCGGUGGUGGCCUUGUUCUUUGGGACUGGAAUGAUUAUGUACUUCGGGCCAUCGGCCGAUUACUCCACCAAUCAGGGGAAAUACAUCUCUGUGUUUUAUAAUGUUAUUUGCCCGAUGUUGAAUCCUCUUAUUUACAGUUUGAAUAACAAAGACGUCAAAGAACAACUUCAAAAAAUGGGAAAUGUUUGUACUUCUUCAAAUUAUCAUAAUUCAAAUUUACAGAAAAAUUAG
Hyla sarda is the source of this 957-nucleotide messenger RNA. RefSeq names its product olfactory receptor 2B6-like. The record is from RefSeq and is a predicted model, not a curated record. The coding region runs from base 1 to 957 and encodes 318 amino acids. Gene Ontology annotation, molecular function: olfactory receptor activity; G protein-coupled receptor activity. NCBI's taxonomy places the organism in Eukaryota, Metazoa, Chordata, Amphibia, Anura, Hylidae. Gene Ontology annotation, biological process: G protein-coupled receptor signaling pathway. The transcript has a single exon. Gene Ontology annotation, cellular component: membrane.